GACCCACCACUAAGCCAGCCCGCCAAAGUAAAGUACGCCGCUCUGGUCACUGGGGCCACAUGGCUUUCUGGGUGGCCUGGAUGGCAGGCCCUGCCCAAGGUCACACGGGGUCGUUACCAAGCUUGCCUUGGAACCAGGCCUCUAGAUUCCUACCCCAAGCUCUGUCCACACCACGGAGUCCUGGGGAAAGACCCUGCACCUGCCAAGACAGUGUCCUGACCACCAUGCUACCGCUGGGCUCGGCGCCGGCCCUGAACAAGCUACUGCUUCAAAAGGAGGAGGAAUGGAGGGCGCUGCAGGCCCGCCACACCCGGCUGCAGGAGGCAGCUCUGCAGGACACACAGGGCCAGCUGCAGGAGGCUCAGGGCAAACUGCGGUGCCUGCAGGAGGACUUCGUCUACAAUCUGCAGGUGCUGGAGGAGCGGGACCUUGAGCUGGAGCGCUAUGACGCCGCCUUCGCCCAGGCCAGGGAGUGGGAGGAGGCCCGGCGGGCGGAGGUGAGCGAGCUCAAGAUAGAGGCGGCUAAGCUGAGGCAGGCGCUGGCCAGAGAGGCCAGGAAGGUGGAGGAGCUGCAGCAGCAGCAGCAGCUGGCCUGGCAGGAGCAUCGCCUGGAGCUGGAGCGCGUCCACAGUGACAAGAAUGGUGAGAUUGACCACCACCGGGAACAGUAUGAAAACCUCAAAUGGAGGCUGGAGAGAAAACUUGAGGAGCUGGACAGUGAGCUUGCUCUGCAGAGACAGGAACUGCUGCUGGAGUUUGAAUCGAAAAUGCAGAAGAGGGAGCACGAAUUCCGUCUGCAGGCCGACAACAUGAGCAACACAGCCUUGUCCCAGGAGCUCAAGGUUAAACUACUGCACAAAGAGCUGGAGGCUCUGAAGGAAGCCGGGGCGAAGGCUGCGGAGAGUCUGCAGAGGGCAGAGACCACCAACGCUGAGCUGGAGAGGAAGCUCCAGAGCCGCGCCCAGGAGCUCCAGGACCUCGAGGCUGUGAGUGGCGCCCGGGUAAAGGACUUAGAGGACAGACUUCACUCUGUGCAGCUAACCAAGAAGAAGGAAGAGGAAACAUUUGAGAGGAAGCAUGAAGAGCUCGACCGUCUGGCCCGGGAGAAGGAUGCGGUGCUGGCAGCGGUGAAGGGAGCCCACAUGGAGCAGCUGCGGGAGCUGCAGGCCAGGGUUCUGGAGCUGCAGGCCCACUGCGAGACCCUGGAGGCGCAGCUCCGCAGGGCAGAGUGGAGGCAGGCAGACGCUGCCAAGGAGAAGGACGCUGCCAUCGACCAACUUCGCGAAGAGGCAUCAGCUGUAAAAUCUGCCUGGGAUGCUCAGAUUGCUCAACUGUCUAAGGAGAUGGUCUCCAAAGACCUUCAGAUUCAGAUGCUGCAGGAAGAAGAGAUGAAGCUCAAGGCACAGGUGGCCCGAUUCCAGCAGGACGUUGAAAGGUACAAGCAGCAGCUGUCCCUGGCAGUCGAAAGGGAGCGGAGCCUGGAACGUGAUCAGGUGCAGCUGGGCCUGGACUGGCAGCGCCGCUGUGACGAUGUUGAAAGGGACCAGAUCCAAAAAUCGGAGGCCCUGAUUCAGGGUCUGACCACGGCAAAAAGUCAGGUUGCUGCCAAGCUGCAGGAGACAGAGCGGGUACUACGGGAGCAGGAGGCGGUGCUGAAGGCCGUGACCCUGGAGCGAGACCAGGCCGUGCAGGCCCUGAGGAUGCAGGGGCUCCCCAGACCAGAGGCACAGACGCUCCUCAGGCAGCAUGAAGAAGAAAUAAGUAAAGACUUUCCAUCCAGUGAGAUCCAGCGGUUGCGAGAGCAGAACAUGAGCUUGCGAAACGUGAUUGCACAGAUGAGGAAAGAAAUGGAGACUCUCAGCCAUCAGAUUCCUCUUCCUGCCCAGAGAGUGGGGGAGAGCACAGAGGCGAGCCAGCCUGACCCAGAGGCGGGGGGCGAUGCAAAGCAGCCUGACCCAGAGGCGGGGGGCGAUGCAAAGCAGCCUGACCCAGAGGCGGGGGGCGAUGCCGCCACUCCUGAUUAUGUUCUGGCCCUUGAAGCAGAAAUACAAAAUCUAAAGCAUAAAUUUAAAACCCUGGAAGGGCAGCUGGAAGAUGUGUUGGACCCUUUAACAAUGUCGUCACCUCGUGCUAAGUCUCAGCCCAGCAUCCACACCUCGACAGAGACCACUGGAGGGUCUGUCCAGGCUGGUCAAGUGGCCUCUGGACUGGCGCUCAGGAAGCUUGGGGACAGAGUGCAGCUCCUAAACCUGCUGGUGACACGACUCAGACAGAAGGUGCUGCGGGAACCCCUGGAGCCGGCCGCUCUCCACCUUGAGCUUCCCCGUGAGGUGGACCAGGUACACCUGGAGGUUUUGGAGCUGCGGAAGCAGGUGGCUGAGCUGGGGAAACAUCUCGGGACAGCCCAGCACUGGGGAGCGGAGCCUUCAGGAAGGAAGCAGCCCCCAGCCUCGGACGCCGCGGUCCUCAGGAGAGAGGGCCUCUCCAAGGGAGGGCCUGUGGAGGCCAAGGACCAGGGGGAGCUUGUCCUGCACCUCCAACCGGCGGCACAGCCCCCGCAGACGUUAUCUAUGCACCAACUCCAGAGGAAGCUCAAGGAGGCAGCCCGAAAAAUCCUCAGCCUCCACCUGGAAAAGGAGCAGCUCAUGGAGAUGGGAAACAGGCUCCGUGCAGAGCUGGGCCGCCCUGAAGGGCGGCGGCUGCACCGCACCCUCUUCCCUGCCCCCGAGGUCCGGAAGCCAGGCGAGGAGCCCAGGAAGCCUCUGGAUCAUGGCCCCCCUUUGGGACAGGUGCCGCCUCGUUUUACAGCUCAGGAGGCCAAGAGUGCGGAGGGUGAGCGUCCUUCCAGACACCCGGGGAAGCAGCGGCCCGGCUCGGCACAGGUGGGCGGCCGACACGACGCCCUGCGAGGCCGGAAGAAAGAAGCCCAGCCUCCAAAGCCACCCCAGGCUCAGGAGCACCCUGAAGAGCUCGUCCACCACUCCCACAGCUCCUCCUCCUUUGCCAGUGGCACCCUCCAGGACACGUGGAGGUUGCUAGACCUGGGAUCCAGCCCCUCUGGCCUCACCUCCCACGGUGGUGACUCAGCUCCAGACAGUGCCAACAGAGGCCACGAGUUGUCUGAACACCACCCCAGGCACUCAGCACUCAGCGCAGGGUCCUGGCCAGAGGGGAUGCGGCCAGCACCCCUCACUUCAGGACCAGGAAACCAGUUCCCGUGCCUCCAAAACAGCAGAGACCGCUGCCACUUCCUGCAGCCCCAGCCCAGCCUCCUGGGGCCUCAGGGCCUUCUCCUGCCUGGUGCCUCUGCCCUCCAAAAGACAGGAGAUGCACAGGGCGAACAGAGCUCCCAGCUCCUCCAGCAGCCAAUAGGAGCCCCGUCAGGAUGCAGGCAGGCUUUGCCACCCCAGGGAUGAAGACGGCAGCCCAGGCAAAGGCCAAGCCCACAGGAGCCUCCCGGUUUCAUCCUGCAAAAGUUAAAGGCUGCCAGAGGC
Molecule: messenger RNA, 3494 nt
Organism: Saimiri boliviensis boliviensis (Bolivian squirrel monkey)
Lineage: Eukaryota; Metazoa; Chordata; Mammalia; Primates; Cebidae
Gene: CCDC57
Product: coiled-coil domain containing 57
Biological process (GO): positive regulation of mitotic cell cycle; cilium assembly; centriole replication
Cellular component (GO): centriole; centriolar satellite; spindle microtubule
Source: RefSeq, a predicted model, not a curated record